AUGAAGGUUCACCCGGAAACUGUUCGUAGAGCACUCCACACUGCGGGCUUGGAGGUUAUUAUCGAGAAGGAAAAGAAGCCUUUGCUUAGUGACGCUAAUGUCAAGAAGAGACAUGCGUGGUGUAAACAGCACAAGGACUGGACUGUUGACGAUUGGAAACAUGUUAUUCGGACAGACAAGACCAAAAUUAACCGUUUCAACUCAGAUGGACCACAGUGGGCCUGGAUUCGAUCUGGUGAACAGCUUCAAAACCACCAUGUCAAGCUCCUCACAUAUGCUGGUGUUGGCUGGAUGUGCAAGAUAAAUGGUAAUGUGGAUGAGGCACUCUACAAGGAGAUUCUGCAAGGCAAAUUGGAGCAGACUAUUACUUUUUCCAUCGAUAAAUUUGGCUUCCGCCGUGAACAAGUGAUAUUCCAGCAAGACGAUGAUCCCAAACACACGUCAAAUUUGGUCAAGGGUUACCUUCAGGAACAAUCAUACCAGGUCAUGGAGUGGCCCCCACAAUUUCCUGACUUGAAUCCCAUCGAAAACAUGUUGGCUUUGUUGAAAAGGCGUCUCAAUGAGUAUGAAACCGCAACCUAG
This is a messenger RNA of Mucor velutinosus, 582 nucleotides long. RefSeq lists its product as uncharacterized. NCBI's taxonomy places the organism in Eukaryota, Fungi, Mucoromycota, Mucoromycetes, Mucorales, Mucoraceae. Gene Ontology annotation, biological process: DNA transposition; DNA integration. Bases 1 to 582 code for a protein of 193 amino acids. The transcript is spliced from 2 exons. Gene Ontology annotation, molecular function: DNA binding. The record is from RefSeq and is a predicted model, not a curated record.